CAAAUUACAAUACAAUCGCGCCCUCUUCAGGUUGCUAAUGUAUUUUUUGUGGUUUUGUCUGCGCGGGUUUGAACCGGAAGCAGUAAUCGGAUGCCGUCAUGGGAAGCAAAGUGAGUGGCAAGAUGGCAGCUGCCGGUCGGGUCGUGCAGGUUGUGCGACCUCAUGCACCUUUAAUUAAAUUUCCAGAUCGGACUGGCAUCCCUAGGCCAAAUGUGCAAGAAGCACUGAAUGUGCUUGCAGCCUUUCUCCCACAGAUCUCCCCGUCUGCACCUCCACCUACAACAUCAAUAUCUCCUCCACCCAAACCACCGGGACCCAUCAUCCGACUGCCUGGCACCCCUGACAGCACUGAUGUAGUUCGAGAUCUCCCUCAGAAAUACCGCAGAAGAACCCUUGCGUUAGAUGAAAUGGACUACAUUCAGCGUGGUGGACCAGAGUGACUGUGGUCCAGUUCAUUCAGUCACUCUAUUUGCAGAAAUCGGAUACAUGACUUUUUUUUCUCAGUGUAAGAGGAGUUUAUAAUGUCAUAUAGCAAACCAAACCAACUAAUUAAAUUACAGUUUUAUUGUACAUACAGAUUAUUAUUUGAUAGUUAAGCCUAUGAUUGGUUAUUUCAUUAUUCGGGUGCUCUGUAUUUACAUUAAAACACAGAACUCUUGGCCUUCUUA
This is a messenger RNA of Carassius carassius (crucian carp), 668 nucleotides long. RefSeq names its product alpha-ketoglutarate dehydrogenase component 4-like. Lineage: Eukaryota; Metazoa; Chordata; Actinopteri; Cypriniformes; Cyprinidae. The record is from RefSeq and is a predicted model, not a curated record. The transcript is spliced from 4 exons. Gene Ontology annotation, biological process: 2-oxoglutarate metabolic process. The coding region runs from base 99 to 440 and encodes 113 amino acids.